Hirundo rustica (Barn swallow) is the source of this 3650-nucleotide messenger RNA. RefSeq names its product mesoderm development LRP chaperone (gene MESD). Gene Ontology annotation, molecular function: low-density lipoprotein particle receptor binding. NCBI's taxonomy places the organism in Eukaryota, Metazoa, Chordata, Aves, Passeriformes, Hirundinidae. The record is from RefSeq and is a predicted model, not a curated record. Gene Ontology annotation, biological process: protein folding.
CCCGAGAGCGGCAGAAGAUGGCGGCGGCCGCGGGCUGGGCGCUGCUGGCCCUGGCGCUGUGUCUGGGCGCGGCGGCCGCGACCGGCGGCUCCGAGGGGAAGAGGCGGGAGGGGCCGCCCAAGAAGAAGGACAUUCGGGACUACAACGACGCGGACAUGGCCCGGCUGCUGGAGCAGUGGGAGAAAGAUGAUGACAUUGAAGAGGGAGAUCUCCCUGAACACAAGAGGCCUCCAGCACCAAUAGAUUUCUCAAAGAUAGAUCCAGGCAAGCCUGAAAGCAUCCUGAAGCUGACAAAAGGGAAGACUUUGAUGAUGUUUGUCACAGUGUCGGGAAAUCCCACAGAAAAGGAGACAGAAGAAAUCACCAGCUUGUGGCAGGGCAGUCUCUUCAAUGCAAACUACGACGUGCAGAGGUUUAUUGUUGGCUCCAAUCGAGCCAUCUUCAUGCUGCGGGAUGGUGGCUACGCCUGGGAGAUCAAAGACUUCCUGAUAAACCAGGAAAGGUGUGCAGAUGUUACUCUGGAAGGUCAGGUUUAUCCUGGCAAAGGAGCAGAUGGAAAUGAGAAAGUGAAAAACAAAACAAAACCUGAAAAAGCAAAGAAGAAAAAGACAGAGAAGAAAUCUAACGGUGUCAAAGAGGACAACCGAGCAACCAACCAGAGAGAGGAGCUAUGACAGCCACGGUACCCAGACUGAAUCCUGCUCUGCUGCUCCUUGAAGGGAAUCUGCUGAUGAGUCCUGGGUUUUGGGGAGGAAGGAAGCAGAGACUACUGAAGCUUAAAUUUAUGUUGAAAUUCACCAGUUCAUUCAUUGCUGUUGGCCAUUUGUUCAGUUACAGGAGAGGUAACGCUUCAUGCCAGCAAUUGACUGCUUUAGUUUGUAAUUUUUUUAUGUUUUUGUUGUUGUUUAAAACUAGCAUACAAAUCUGUGUGUCUAACAUCACAAACUUAAUUUAAGUGGAAAAGAAUUAUUGUUUCAGAAUACAUUGAUGUUCAUCUGUAGCAACUGUGUCCAUCUUGGGUGUGAAAAUCAUGGAUUCACAGCUGCUGCCAGAGAACCAAGUACAGUGUGGAAAAAUUCUCUUAGAAGAUGGUUUGAUACACACAAAACUGCCCAAAUUUGAAAAGAAUAGUGGCCAAAGAUACCUGAAAUUACAGGGUUUAGGAUAUGUUUGGUUAGACUGUCUGUUUCUUUAAAAUAAACUCAACCCGUUGUGUCCCAGGAAAUCUGUGGGAGUGCUCAGGAAUGUGAUGGAUGCUAAGUAGGAGCUCUACUAAUGCACUCCAGGUCUGUCCAGGAGGAACACUCUGUGCCCUUCAGGAGGGAAUGGAGUUACAGCACCUGCACGAGCAGUGUCAGGGUGAGAAGUGGAGAUGAAUCCCAGGCAUUCACUCCUGCUGCUGAAGGAUUGUGCCUGUGGAAGCAGCUGUGCCGUUGUGCCCCGUUACUCAGGCAGUGAGCUGGAAGAAAAAGCUUUAACUCUGAAGUUAAUUUGGUUUACUGAUUUAAUGGGUUGAAAAAGCGCUAGUUGCAGAGUUAAACUAGCACAGAGUUAAACUUUGAGUUAGAUUUAUCACUUACUGAUGCUGAUCUGGUCAGAUUUUGAUGGUUGUUUUUUUUUUUUCUUGGUACAGAUUCCUGGCUGACAUGGUUGACUGUAAGUGACCAUUUGAUUUGAAUAGUAUGGAGUUGGACAUAUGGGAGCCAAUAUUUUGUAUAAUUGGGGAGGUUUUAUUAUUACUCAAAUUGUAUUCAGUCAAAUGCUUUGCUUAGAAUUGUUUCCCUUCUGCCUUACUACCAGUUAGGAACUAAAGGCACCGAGUAGUGUGGUCUGCAUCAUUUUGCAGAAGAUGAGCACAGUAUCAACUGUCUUCAUUCAAUACUGGUAUGGUGUUACUUUUUCUUUAAGGUGCUAAAAUCCAAGUGUUUUGGAUAAAAGGUCCUAAUUGAACCAUAGUGGUUAAUUUUGUGGAAUACUUCAGUAUCAAAAGUAUGAAACUGUGACUGAGUCCUUGUUCUGAAAUAAAAAAAAUGUCACUAAACUUACUGUCUUCUUGAGGAGUAGUAAAAACUUUUAAUAGGUCUGCAUUUGGUUAUGUAUUCAAGAGGCAGACUGACUCAUCCUUGGUUUCCAUAUGUAAGGACUAAAUGAUGUUGAUGAAGGUUCCAGUUGAUUGAUUUUAUUUAAUUUUAAUUACAUUUGUAUGAAUUUAUAUUAAAGAAACCUUUGCAGCUACACUUCACUAAACAGGCCUGUACCUGUUUGAGUGGAAAAUUAAAAUUUGCUUUUUCAGGAUUAACUAUUACUUUUUAUAUUCUUAUACUAAUGCAGAUGUGCAACAGAGUUGAGAAGAGUCUCAGUAGAUAUUUGAAUAGUUGAGAUGUGCAGUCCAAUUCUUGUGCAUAACUAAUUAUCAUUUGGUCACAUGUUCUGGGUUAGCACCACCCUUUGUAAACAGUAUUGCUUCUCAUCUCAAGGGAAGAACAGAGGUCAGGUGAAACUAUAAAAAUGAAAUACUAAUGAGUUUUUUCUUUUCAAAGUUAUGGUGUAAAGGUGACAGUUAAGAUUUUGAUCAAAAGACAUGGGAGUGCAGUUUUGUAUUCUUCCUAAUGUUAUUUCCUUUUUGAUCAGGUUGGGUUUGAGACUGUUGGAGAAACAAUUACUACACUAUAGCUAUAGCCCAGCUUUUGAGUAUAGACACUUCAGUCAAUCAUAAAUCUACAUUUACAGUAGAUUGGGUCUUUCCCCUUUCUAAUUAAAAGCAGGUGCCACAUAGCUUAAUCAAAUUUCAAGUGUUUGGAGGUCUUUUUGGGGUUUGUUUUGUUUUUUUAGGUUUUUAAUCCGUGUGAUGACUUGGCAGUUGCUUUUUGAUAUAAAACACAAAAUGCUGCCUUCACAAAAUAAAUUUCUUUUACUCUUCCAUUUUUCUUCUCCCUUUUUCGUGCUUUACUCUAAACAAAUACUGAAAUAUACCAGUAAGUAUAAUAUUGCAGUCUGGCAGGAGCUGCUUUACCUCAGCCUAUCUUCCUCUUCUAUCACAUUUCAUUACUCAAGAAUAACCUGAAUUGCCUUAUAAAACUGGUAAAGUCUUUGAGACAGUUGCACUUGUCCUGGGACCGUGUUAGAUAACCAAAUGUUUGGUGAUGAUUUAAGAAGCCCAAACCCUAUCACACACAUGAAUAUAUAUGUAUCAAAAUAAAUAUCCUCAAAAAGUUACAUAAGAUCAGGAAUGUUCUAUGAGUACCUCAGAAGGUGAAGUCUCCUUUGGAGGCUUAUCAGGCUUUCAAUAACAGAAUUUUUGGUUCCACAAUCAGAUAUCUCUUUUAAAACUAAUUUCAACCAGUAGGGUUGUAAUUAUAGCUCUUACUAUUUCCUUUUUUUCUUCAGUUCUAUACAGAGGUACAUGGAAAAUCAUCUGUUUUCAUGACAGUGAAACAUCUGCUGCCUUUCUCCUCCCAGCAUAGUGGUUUCUCUGUUCUAGUGCUAUAACUAACUUUUCUGAGCUACUGUUAAUUUUUUAACCCAGCUGUCCUACUCAAAAGAAAAAAAAAUAGAGUUUGUCAAUGAUGCUACACAGGAUGUGGUUGCACUUUGUGAAAAAUUUCCAAUGGACAAUCAACCUUUUACGUAAUAAAAUACUGGAAAAAAUA